AUGCGUUUAAGUGCAUUAUUAAUUCCAAUAUACGGAAUUGCAGCUGCAUGGGCUGUUUGCAACACAAAUACCACAAUUUGUGACACUGUCUGUACUUAUGCUGAUUCAGUUCUUACGAGUAAUAGUUUAUAUGUAGCCGCCUUUUUAAAUCUUGGGGAUCCAACAAUUACGUGCAGUGUAGAUACUUCUUCUGAUAAUGUAUCUACGAAGGGAACAACUGUUUCAGUUUUAUCGGCUUGCAUGUACUGUCUGGCAGCAUACCCGUCACUAAAAUCAAGUCACACAACAACUCAGGCAUGGCUAGACGAGUGUGAAAGCAAAAAUCUUGUUUCUGCAUCAACAACUGGUGACUGUGUUUGUGAAAUAGGAAGUAUUAGCAGUAAUAACUGUGAAGAUAUUUGCGGAACGGCUAGCACUUACGAUCCAACUUUACUAGGAGUUGUGGCAUGUGGUUUGGUUGAUAACGUGGUUCGAAGAAGCGUUGUUGGUUGCUUGCUUUGUGGAAAUAUUGGGUCUUCAGCAAGUUCGUCCUGUAGUGGAUUGAUAACAUGUCUACUGGGUGGAGUUCUAGCUCUUGUAUCUGGUUUGCUGGAUGUAAUUGGUACUUUGUUAAGUUCGGUACUAAACUUGGUUACAGGAUUAUUAGCAGAUUGUGAUUACGAAGAUACCAAUUUGUGUUCAUUGGAUACUUGUGACAUCUCAUCAUUAAACACUGAAUUGUGUACCUCCUAUUGUUCCAUUGCGGAAAAUAUGGCAGCAGAUUUGGCAUCAACAACAUGUGAUUCCUUGACUCUUAGUGAAAAGGAAAUUUUAGGAGGAUGUUUGAUGUGCGGUUCUAUCUUGGGUGAUUAUACAAAGCCUUUGACAUUACAAAACAGUAUAGUAGCCAUGGUAAACGGAGAUAGUUGCGUGACAGAAUUGCAAUCGGGAAUUUGUAACAAUGAUUUUAUAGAAUCAUUGUCUGAAUCUUCAGUAGAUGCGAUUUCAGAAUCUGCCGCCGACGCCGCUUCUGAGUCUGCCGCCGAUGCUGCUUCUGAGUCUGCUGCUGACGCUGCUUCUGAAUCUGCUGCUGACGCUGCUUCUGAAUCCGCUGCUGAUGCUGCUUCUGAAUCCGCUGCUGACGCUGCAUCUGAAUCCGCUGCUGACGAUGCAUCUGAGUCCGCAGCUGAUGCCGCUUCUGAAUCCGCUGCUGAUGCAGCAUCUGAGUCUGCCGCUGAUGCCGCUUCUGAGUCUGCCGCUGAUGCUGCUUCUGAGUCUGCGGCUGAUGCUGCUUCUGAGUCUGCCGCCGACGCCGCUUCUGAGUCUGCCGCCGAUGCUGCUUCUGAAUCCGCUGCUGACGCUGCUUCUGAAUCCGCUGCUUCUGAAUCCGCUGCUGAUGCUGCUUCUGAAUCCGCUGCUGACGCUGCAUCUGAAUCCGCUGCUGACGCUGCAUCUGAGUCCGCAGCUGAUGCCGCUUCUGAAUCCGCUGCUGAUGCAGCAUCUGAGUCUGCCGCUGAUGCCGCUUCUGAGUCUGCUGCUGAUGCUGCUUCUGAGUCUGCCGCUGAUGCUGCUUCUGAGUCUGCCGCUGACGCUGGUUCUGAGUCUGCUGCUGAUGCCGCCUCUGAGUCCGCAGCUGAUGCCGCUUCUGAAUCCGCUGCUAAUGCAGCAUCUGAGUCUGCCGCCGACGCUGCUUCUGAGUCUGCCGCCGACGCUGCUUCUGAGUCUGCUGCCGACGCUGCUUCUGAAUCUGCUGCUGACGCUGCUUCUGAAUCCGCAGCUGAUGCAGCAUCUGAGUCUGCCGCUGAUGCCGCUUCUGAGUCUGCCGCUGAUGCUGCUUCUGAGUCUGCGGCUGAUGCUGCUUCUGAGUCUGCCGCCGACGCCGCUUCUGAGUCUGCCGCCGAUGCUGCUUCUGAAUCCGCUGCUGAUGCUGCUUCUGAAUCCGCUGCUGAUGCUGCUUCUGAAUCCGCUGCUGAUGCUGCAUCUGAGUCUGCUGCCGAUGCGGCUUCUGAAUCCGCUGCUAAUGCAGCAUCUGAGUCUGCCGCCGACGCUGCUUCUGAGUCUGCCGCCGACGCUGCUUCUGAGUCUGCUGCCGACGCUGCUUCUGAAUCUGCUGCUGACGCUGCUUCUGAAUCCGCAGCCGACGCUGCUUCUGAGUCUGCCGCCGACGCUGCUUCUGAAUCCGCUGCUGAUGCAGCAUCUGAGUCUGCCGCUGAUGCCGCUUCUGAGUCUGCCGCUGAUGCUGCUUCUGAGUCCGCAGCUGAUGCCGCUUCUGAGUCUGCCGCUGAUGCUGCUUCUGAGUCUGCGGCUAAUGCUGCUUCUGAGUCUGCCGCCGACGCCGCUUCUGAGUCUGCCGCCGAUGCUGCUUCUGAAUCCGCUGCUGACGCUGCUUCUGAAUCCGCUGCUUCUGAAUCCGCUGCUGAUGCUGCUUCUGAAUCCGCUGCUGACGCUGCAUCUGAAUCCGCUGCUGACGCUGCAUCUGAGUCCGCAGCUGAUGCCGCUUCUGAAUCCGCUGCUGAUGCAGCAUCUGAGUCUGCCGCUGAUGCCGCUUCUGAGUCUGCUGCUGAUGCUGCUUCUGAGUCUGCCGCUGAUGCUGCUUCUGAGUCUGCCGCUGACGCUGGUUCUGAAUCCGCUGCCGAUGCCGCUUCUGAAUCCGCUGCUGAUGCUGCUUCUGAAUCCGCUGCUGAUGCUGCUUCUGAAUCCGCUGCUGAUGCUGCUUCUGAGUCUGCCGCUGACGCUGCUUCUGAGUCUGCUGCUGAUGCCGCCUCUGAGUCCGCAGCUGAUGCCGCUUCUGAGUCUGCCGCUGACGCCGCUUCUGAGUCUGCCGCCGAUGCUGCUUCUGAAUCCGCUGCUGAUGCUGCUUCUGAAUCCGCUGCUGACGCUGCUUCUGAGUCUGCUGCUGUCGCUGCUUCUGAAUCUGCCGCUGACGCUUCUUCUGAAUCGAUUGACUACUCCGUUUCUGAAUCCGCUGCUGAUGCUGCAUCUGAGUCUGCCGCCGACGCUGCUUCUGAGUCUGCUGCCGAUGCUGCAUCUGAGUCUGCCGCCGACGCUGCUUCUGAAUCCGCUGCUGAUGCAGCAUCUGAGUCUGCCGCUGAUGCCGCUUCUGAGUCUGCCGCUGAUGCUGCUUCUGAGUCCGCAGCUGACGCUGCAUCUGAGUCUGCCGCUGACGCUGCAUCUGAGUCUGCUGCUGAUGCUGCUUCUGAGUCUGCCGCCGACGCUGCUUCUGAAUCCGCUGCUGAUGCAGCAUCUGAGUCUGCCGCUGAUGCCGCUUCUGAGUCUGCCGCUGAUGCUGCUUCUGAGUCCGCAGCUGAUGCCGCUUCUGAGUCUGCCGCUGACGCUGCUUCUGAGUCUGCCGCCGACGCUGCUUCUGAGUCUGCCGCCGACGCUGCUUCUGAAUCUGCCGCUGACGCUUCUUCUGAAUCGAUUGACGACUCCGUUUCAGAAUCCGCUGCUGACGCUGCUUCUGAAUCCGCUGCCGAUGCUGCUUCUGAAUCCGCUGCUGAUGCUGCUUCUGAGUCUGCUGCCGGUGCUGCAUCUGAGUCUGCCGCCGACGCUGCUUCUGAGUCUGCUGCUGACGCUGCAUCUGAAUCCGCUGCUGACGCUGCUUCUGAAUCCGCUGCUGAUGCUGCUUCUGAGUCUGCUGCUGAUGCCGCCUCUGAGUCUGCCGCCGACGCUGCUUCUGAGUCUGCCGCUGACGCUGCAUCUGAGUCUGCCGCUGACGCUGCAUCUGAGUCUGCUGCUGAUGCUGCUUCUGAGUCUGCCGCUGACGCUGCUUCUGAGUCUGCUGCUGAUGCCGCUUCUGAAUCCGCUGCUGAUGCUGCUUCCGAGUCUGCCGCCGACGCUGCUUCGGAAUCUGCUGCUGACGCUGCAUCUGAGUCUGCUGCUGAUGCCGCUUCUGAGUCUGCAGCUGAUGCUGCUUCUGAAUCUGCCGCUGACGCUUCUUCUGAAUCGAUUGACGACUCCGUUUCAGAAUCCGCUGCUGACGCUGCUUCUGAAUCCGCUGCCGAUGCUGCUUCUGAAUCCGCUGCUGAUGCUGCUUCUGAGUCUGCUGCCGGUGCUGCAUCUGAGUCUGCCGCCGACGCUGCUUCUGAAUCCGCUGCCGAUGCCGCUUCUGAAUCCGCUGCUGAUGCUGCUUCUGAAUCCGCUGCUGAUGCUGCUUCUGAAUCCGCUGCUGAUGCUGCUUCUGAGUCUGCUGCUGAUGCCGCCUCUGAGUCUGCCGCCGACGCUGCUUCUGAGUCUGCCGCUGACGCUGCAUCUGAGUCUGCUGCUGAUGCCGCUUCUGAGUCUGCCGCCGACGCUGCUUCUGAAUCUGCUGCUGAUGCUGCUUCUGAAUCCGCUGCUGAUGCUGCUUCUGAGUCUGCUGCUGACGCUGCAUCUGAGUCUGCUGCUGAUGCUGCCUCUGAGUCUGCUGCUGAUGCCGCCUCUGAGUCUGCCGCCGACGCUGCUUCUGAGUCUGCUGCUGAUGCCGCUUCUGAAUCCGCUGCUGAUGCUGCUUCCGAGUCUGCCGCCGACGCUGCUUCGGAAUCUGCUGCUGACGCUGCAUCUGAGUCUGCUGCUGAUGCCGCUUCUGAGUCUGCCGCCGACGCUGCUUCUGAAUCUGCUGCUGAUGCUGCUUCUGAGUCUGCCGCUGACGCUGCUUCUGAGUCUGCUGCUGAUGCUGCUUCUGAAUCUGCCGCUGACGCUUCUUCUGAAUCGAUUGACGACUCCGUUUCAGAAUCCGCUGCUGACGCUGCUUCUGAAUCCGCUGCCGAUGCUGCUUCUGAGUCUGCUGCCGAUGCUGCAUCUGAGUCUGCCGCCGACGCUGCUUCUGAGUCUGCUGCUGACGCUGCAUCUGAAUCCGCUGCUGACGCUGCUUCUGAAUCCGCUGCUGAUGCUGCUUCUGAAUCCGCUGCUGAUGCUGCUUCUGAGUCUGCUGCUGAUGCCGCUUCUGAGUCUGCCGCCGACGCUGCUUCUGAGUCUGCCGCUGACGCUGCAUCAGAGUCUGCCGCUGACGCUGCAUCAGAGUCUGCUGCUGAUGCCGCUUCUGAGUCUGCCGCCGACGCUGCUUCUGAAUCUGCUGCUGAUGCUGCUUCUGAAUCCGCUGCUGAUGCUGCUUCUGAGUCUGCUGCUGACGCUGCAUCUGAGUCUGCUGCUGAUGCUGCCUCUGAGUCUGCCGCUGACGCUGCUUCUGAGUCUGCUGCUGAUGCUGCUUCUGAAUCUGCCGCUGACGCUUCUUCUGAAUCGAUUGACGACUCCGUUUCAGAAUCCGCUGCUGACGCUGCUUCUGAAUCCGCUGCCGAUGCUGCUUCUGAGUCUGCUGCCGAUGCUGCUUCUGAGUCUGCUGCUGACGCCGCUUCUGAGUCUGCCGCCGACGCUGCUUCUGAAUCUGCUGCUGACGCUGCUUCUGAGUCUGCUGCUGACGCUGCAUCUGAGUCUGCUGCCGACGCUGCUUCUGAGUCUGCCGCUGAUGCCGCCUCUGAGUCCGCAGCUGAUGCCGCUUCUGAGUCUGCCGCUGACGCCGCUUCUGAGUCUGCCGCUGACGCUGCUUCUGAGUCUGCCGCCGACGCUGCUUCUGAGUCUGCCGCCGAUGCUGCUUCUGAAUCCGCUGCCAAUGCUGCUUCUGAGUCUGCUGCCGAUGCUGCAUCUGAGUCUGCUGCUGACGGUGCAUCUGAGUCUGCUGCUGAUGCUGCUUCUGAGUCUGCCGCUGACGCUGCUUCUGAGUCUGCUGCUGAUGCCGCCUCUGAGUCCGCAGCUGAUGCCGCUUCUGAGUCUGCCGCUGACGCCGCUUCUGAGUCUGCCGCCGACGCUGCUUCUGAGUCUGCCGCCGACGCUGCUUCUGAAUCCGCUGCUGAUGCUGCUUCUGAAUCCGCUGCUUCAGAAUCCGCUGCUGAUGCUGCUUCAGAAUCCGCCGCCGAUGCUGCUUCUGAAUCCGCUGCUGAUGCUGCAUCUGAGUCUGCCGCCGACGCUGCUUCUGAGUCUGCCGCCGACGCUGCUUCUGAAUCCGCUGCCAAUGCUGCUUCUGAGUCUGCUGCUGAUGCUGCUUCUGAGUCUGCCGCUGACGCUGCUUCUGAGUCUGCUGCUGAUGCCGCCUCUGAGUCCGCAGCUGAUGCCGCUUCUGAGUCUGCCGCUGACGCCGCUUCUGAAUCUGCCGCUGAUGCUGCUUCUGAGUCUGCGGCUGAUGCUGCUUCUGAGUCUGCCGCCGACGCCGCUUCUGAGUCUGCCGCCGAUGCUGCUUCUGAAUCCGCUGCUGAUGCUGCUUCUGAAUCCGCUGCUGACGCUGCUUCUGAGUCUGCUGCUGUCGCUGCUUCUGAAUCUGCCGCUGACGCUUCUUCUGAAUCGAUUGACUACUCCGUUUCUGAAUCCGCUGCUGAUGCUGCAUCUGAGUCUGCCGCCGACGCUGCUUCUGAGUCUGCCGCCGACGCUGCUUCUGAAUCCGCUGCUGACGCUGCAUCUGAAUCCGCUGCUGAUGCUGCAUCUGAGUCUGCUGCCGAUGCGGCUUCUGAAUCCGCUGCUGAUGCUGCUUCUGAAUCCGCUGCUGAUGCUGCUUCUGAAUCCGCUGCUGAUGCUGCUUCUGAGUCUGCUGCUAAUGCAGCAUCUGAGUCUGCCGCCGACGCUGCUUCUGAGUCUGCCGCCGACGCUGCAUCUGAGUCUGCCGCCGACGCUGCUUCUGAAUCCGCUGCUGAUGCAGCAUCUGAGUCUGCCGCUGAUGCCGCUUCUGAGUCUGCCGCUGAUGCUGCUUCUGAGUCCGCAGCUGACGCUGCAUCUGAGUCUGCCGCUGACGCUGCAUCUGAGUCUGCUGCCGAUGCGGCUUCUGAGUCUGCUGCUGACGCUGCUUCUGAGUCCGCAGCUGAUGCCGCUUCUGAAUCCGCUGCUGACGCUGCUUCUGAGUCUGCCGCUGAUGCUGCUUCUGAGUCUGCCGCUGACGCUGCUUCUGAGUCUGCUGCUGAUGCCGCCUCUGAGUCCGCAGCUGAUGCCGCUUCUGAAUCCGCUGCAGACGCCGCUUCUGAAUCCGCUGCUGAUGCAGCAUCUGAGUCUGUCGUCGACGCUGCUUCUGAGUCUGCUGCUGACGCUGCUUCUGAAUCCGCUGCUGACGCUGCUUCUGAAUCCGUACCUGAUGCCGCUUCUGAGUCUGCUGCCUAUGCUGCAUCUGAAUCCGCUGCCGAUGCCGCUUCUGAAUCCGCUGCUGAUGCUGCUUCUGAAUCCGCUGCUGAUGCUGCUUCUGAAUCCGCUGCUGAUGCUGCUUCUGAGUCUGCUGCUGACGCUGCCUCUGAAUCUGGUGCUAACAGUCCCUCUGAGUCUGCUGCUGAUGCCGCUUCUGAGUCUGCUGCUGAUGCUGCUUCUGAAUCUGCUGCCGACGCUGCUUCUGAAUCCGCCGCCGACGCUGCUUCUGAGUCUGCCGCUGACGCUGCUUCUGAAUCUGGUGCUAACAGUCUCUCUGAGUCUGCUGCUGACGCUGCAUCUGAGUCUGCUGCUGACGCCGCUUCUGAGUCUGCCGCUGACGCUGCUUCUGAGUCUGCUGCUGACGCUGCAUCUGAAUCGGCUGCUGAUGCCGCUUCUGAAUCGGCUGCCGACGCUUCUUCUGUUUAUUCUGCAACUUCCGAAGCUAUUACUUCGCUUUAUUCCUCGUCUGAAUCUUUCGAAGUUCCCAUUUCUUCUGAUGCCUCAUUCUACUGUAUUUUACCAAUGAAGCGUGAUGCUUCAUUUGAUUCUUGUGUUACAGCUUGUGGUGUCGUUUCUGAAACUGUUUCUUCGCACGGUGAUACUUGUUCCAUUUUAUCCUCUGUCAUUGAAGCUUACUCAGUUUGUUAUCAAUGCUUGUCUGUUUAUCAAUCUGGCCUUGAACUCUCUCAGUCAACUAUUAAUUCCUUUGAAGCUUGUGAUCUCGAGGUUAUUGUUUGGUGUCCUGUUGAUUCCACUGAGUCGUCUGGUUCUCUUACUCUGCCUAUUGAAACUGAGUCAUCCAAUGUUUUCGUAUCUGAAUCUACAUCUCAGGCCGCUUCUGACUCUGCUGCUUAUGCUUCAGAAUCAUCUUCUACCUUUACUUCUGAUGCUACUAGUACUUCAGUAUUCCUUUCCAGUUUGGAAACUGAAUCUCCUACAGAGUCUUUUGAUGAGUCUGAUACUGAUACAUCUAUUGUAUCUUCCUAUAUUUCCUCUGUUUACAUUCCCACCACAAAACCCUCCUGGAAUUCUACUUUUACUCGUUCUGCUUCCGACUCGUCUACAUUUAAUCCUAAAACAUCUCAAGCUGAGGCGUCAUCUGUUAACGCCCAGACUUCUUUUGUCAACACUGAGACUUCUACUAUCAAUUCGCUCUCAUCAUCUGCCACAAAUGCAGUCUCGGCAUCUGAUUCUGGUUCAAUUGUUGUCACGACGACUUCUUCCUUUACAACUUACACCACUGUUAUUGGUGAUCAAACCCUCACUGUCACACUUCCCUGCGACACUAGUUCUGCUGUUAUCACGGAAACACAAUUUUCUACUUAUACAACUGUGAUUGAUGGAACUACUACUACAGUGACCGAGUCUUGUGAAUCUUGCCAACAUACGUCCGGUCAUGAUGUUAUUUCUACAAAUACUGUUUACACCACAUAUACCACAGUUAGUGGAGAUAUUACUUACACAGUUACUGAACCCUGUGAAACAAUUUCACCAUUGCUAUCAUCUGGUACUGUUUCAAUUUCCGCUCCCUCUAUUGAGACUGGUUCAACUUCGGAGUUCAGCUCUUCAACUAUUUCCUCCACCAGUUCUGCAUCUGCUUCAGUUUCCGGCACUGCCUCUGUUACAGUUAAGCCUUCACUUUCUAGUUUCCAAUCUGUUUCUGAAUUCACUUCUGUUUCUGCUACAGCUCCUGGUACUAAACUAUCAUUUUUGGGUACUGGUUCUACUUCUGGAAUUGUUUCAUCUUCUGCUCCAGUUUCAGUUUCAUCAUCUGUUACCUCAGAAACUACUGAGGUUUCAACACGCUUCAUUACAUUUACUUCAGUUAAAAGCGAGAUGUCAUCUUUCUCAAGAGCCGUUGAAUCAACUUCUGCUUCUAAUUCUUUUAUUACAACCUCUUCGGCCGGCACACCUUCUGUUCCCUUGGAAACUGUUUCUAGUAUUUCUGAAGGUUCUGAAUCUUCGGGCUCUCCUUCGAACUCUAAUGGUGUUCUGGCCACCAGCUCUGUUCCAAGUGCAAGCCUUGAGUCCACUUCUAGCUCUUCUCCUACUUAUUCUUCUAAUCCAGUGGUUGAAUCUGAAACUACUAACUCUGCUAUCAUUGGUACCCCAUCUGAGUCCGCCUCUGAACAAAGUUCUUCAAGCUACACCACAGUUACCUUUGUUACUGAGGGUGUGACGCACUCUUUCAUUGAAAGCACCCAACCUACCACUUCCAUUUCUGUUUCAUCUUCCCUAAUCUCUUCUGAAUCAACUUACUCAAGUUCCCCUGUUGAGUUUGUGAGUAGUAAGGGCACCGGCAGUGUUCCGUCUGCUUCUACUUCAGCUCCCGCACAGUAUACUGGCUCUGUUGUUCCUCCUUCAUCAAGCGGUACUGGUAUUGAACAGGUCAAUGCUGCCCAUUCAAUUGCACCUAGACAUGGUGCCAUUGUCCUUGCUACGAUUUUACUUUUUGCUAUGAUGUGA
Messenger RNA from Magnusiomyces paraingens, 9582 nucleotides. RefSeq lists its product as uncharacterized. Lineage: Eukaryota; Fungi; Ascomycota; Dipodascomycetes; Dipodascales; Dipodascaceae. The coding region runs from base 1 to 9582 and encodes 3193 amino acids. The record is from RefSeq and is a predicted model, not a curated record. The transcript has a single exon.